AUGAACACGCGAUCACUGCAGUCAACGCAAAACCUGUCACAAAAGGCCGCGUUUCAAAUCAGUGGUGGCAUGACGCAUUCGCAACAACCCGCCGUCCCAGUGAUCAACCACAGAAGUGCAUAUUUGAACAACCUUUGGGACUCUUCACGUGGAUUGAAAGACCCGACAAGGCACCAUCGUGUCGCUCCUGGGGGGCAAACUUACCAAGCCGACCAGUACGCUGGAGUCCAGAUUCAUGCGGCUCGUGCUUCGGUCCAGGUCCAGCAACCGGCGCCCGAUUUUACGCAUGGAGCUUCCGUGCCGCAGGAAUACACAAUAAUCGGUCAGCAGGCUAAUGUAAGAUACGGCAACACCGAUUGUGGCAAUCUGGGUGAUCAACCCUGUGACUGUUGGGAACCAUGGAUGGGCAGUCAGGAAGAGGGUUGCCAGAUCUCGGUACCCAGACCAGAGAACGAAUCUGUGUUACAUACCCGAGGCCCAGGACGAUUUUCAGUAUCUAGCAUUCCCGACGGCAACAACAAGACGUGUCCGCAUUGUUCGAAACCAUUCCAGGGGUUUACGGACUUUCUUUUCCACAUGGUGGAGUCUCACCCUGAUGUAUCGCCCAAAGACACAAAUCUGUCAUGCACCCAAUCGUCUUGUACUCAUCUGCCUCCGUUUCGAAACAUGGAAGAACGCCUGAGUCACGAACGGGUCGCUCAUGGCAUGGGUUUCUAG
Molecule: messenger RNA, 717 nt
Organism: Purpureocillium lilacinum
Lineage: Eukaryota; Fungi; Ascomycota; Sordariomycetes; Hypocreales; Ophiocordycipitaceae
Source: RefSeq, a predicted model, not a curated record